AUUAAAUACAUUUAAAAAUGUACCCAAAAAAAAAAAAACAUUUAAAAGUGCAAGAAAAAGUUUAUGAAAAAGUGGAUCCUCAAUCAUCCUCCACUUUGAAAUUAGCCAUUCCACCAUCUUCUCCGAUCCUAAAACCGUGAUCCAGAAACAACGAAGAUCCAUCCAAACCCCAUCAAGCUUCCUUCUUCCGCCACACUGCCACCCAAGAAAUGGGCAAAAAGGCACUCUUGAUCGGAUGCAACUACCCCGGUACCAAGGCAGAGCUCAAGGGAUGCAUAAACGACGUCCGGAGAAUGUACAAGUGCCUCGUCGAUCGAUACGGUUUCUACGAGGAAGACAUCACCGUCCUCAUCGACACCGAUGACUCCUACACUCAGCCCACCGGCAAGAACAUCCGCAAGGCCUUCAGUGAUCUCGUCCGCUCCGCUGAGCCUGGGGACUUUCUCUUUGUUCACUACAGUGGACAUGGAACCAGGCUUCCAGCUGAGACAGGGGAUGAUGACGAUACCGGAUAUGAUGAGUGCAUUGUCCCCUCCGACAUGAAUCUCAUCACUGAUGAUGACUUCAGAGAGUUUGUGGAGAAAGUCCCAGAAGGUUGUCGCAUAACAAUUGUAUCUGAUUCUUGCCACAGUGGUGGGCUGAUUGACGAGUCUAAGGAGCAGAUUGGAGAGAGCACAAGGCAUGAAGAAUCAAGUUCUGGUUUUGGGUUCAAGGACUUCUUGCACCACAAAGUGCAAGAUGCAUUUGAAUCUCGUGGGAUUCACAUCCCUUCUGGAUUGCGCCACCACCAUGAGGAAGAGGAAGGCAAUGAUAGAGGAGUUUCUGAAGAGGGAUAUGGUGAUUAUGGCUAUGUAAAAAAUAAGUCUCUGCCGCUCUCAACUCUUAUUGAAAUACUCAAGCAGAAAACUGGUAAAGAUGACAUUGAUGUGGGAAAGCUCAGGCCAACCCUUUUUGAUGUCUUUGGUGAGGAUGCAAGCCCCAAAGUGAAGAAAUUCAUGAAUGUCAUCUUUAACAAACUCCAGCAAGGUGAUGGUGAAAGUGGAGGUGGUGGUGGUUUCUUUGGGAUGGUUGGUGGUCUGGCACAAGAGUUUCUCAAGCAAAAGCUGGAUGACAAUGAUGAAUCAUAUGCCAAACCUGCAUUGGAGACACAAGUGGGCAGCAAGCAAGAGGUUUAUGCUGGAUCAACCAAGCGCUCAUUACCUGAUGAUGGGAUUUUGAUCAGUGGCUGUCAGACCAACCAAACUUCUGCAGAUGCCAGUCCUUCGGGACAUUCUGCUGAAGCUUAUGGGGCCCUUAGCAAUGCAAUUCAGACAAUACUUGCUGAGGCUGAUGGUCCUGUUACUAACCAGGAGCUUGUUUUCAAGGCUAGGGAAAUGCUUAAGAGACAGGGUUUCACUCAGCGCCCUGGCCUCUAUUGUGGUGACAAUCAUGUUGAUGCUCCAUUUGUGUGCUGAUCGACCCUAAAAUGAAUAUUUUCCAGAUAUCAUAAUAAAUAAUUUGAUCUAUGUUUGCAUUAUGCAAGUGCGUGUCUGUUAUCCUUGAACUGUCCGGUUUGCCGUUUGGAUGUUGUAGACAGUAAAAGUUGUGCAGAAAUGAAUUUCUAUUGCAGUU
Molecule: messenger RNA, 1611 nt
Organism: Rubroshorea leprosula
Lineage: Eukaryota; Viridiplantae; Streptophyta; Magnoliopsida; Malvales; Dipterocarpaceae
Source: the annotation of a GenBank genome assembly